This is a messenger RNA of Propithecus coquereli (Coquerel's sifaka), 565 nucleotides long. RefSeq lists its product as uncharacterized. The record is from RefSeq and is a predicted model, not a curated record. Bases 40 to 435 code for a protein of 131 amino acids. The transcript is spliced from 4 exons. Lineage: Eukaryota; Metazoa; Chordata; Mammalia; Primates; Indriidae.
CAGCCUAGACAUUCCAGAAGAGGUCACCGAGGAGCUGAGAUGGCCUUCUUCAACUUAUAUCUAUUGGGAUAUCAAAAUUCCUUUCGGAACAAAAAAAAGGACACAACUGAAGAAACAAACCAGAAGGAACCAGUGCCCACUAGGCUUCCCCACAUUUUCUCAGAAGAUGGGAAUUAUUCUGUGCACCAGAAUAGCCACACAAAGUACCAUGAAGCUGUACGGAAGGUGUUGUUAAAGACAUUCCCCAAUCAGGUCUUCAGAGUCCCCUUGACUGAUGCUCAGAACUUCAGCUUCUGGCGGUCCCAUGAACCAGGAGUGCGUCCAGAGGAAACCAUGCCAUGGAUCUGGAGCCCACGCCACUGUCUCAUAAAAAGCCCAAUGACCAGGUUUAAGGAUCACUCUAUUCUCAAUGACAGAACUGUCAGUCUUUACUGAGGAGGAUAUGGUGGCAGACGGACAAGAUGAACUAUGGAAGGAGUGCAGAGGGGGAAGGAGGGAGAAGGUGCUGCUUCAGAUGGAUGACUAAUGGGAGGGCUCAAGAAGGCAAAGUAAACAGACUGGACUA